AUGCAAGACUGCCGUUUUACUUGCUCGCACUACGUCCACGCUUCGUUUUAUGCCACUAUAGCGCCACAUCAUUUUCCAAAUGCUUCAGUCAAGAAAGAGGUGGGUGCAUGGUGUCAACUUCUAGAUGCAUCGCCAACCUUAUUUUUCCUCGCCCAAUGCAAAGAGAGACUUGCGAGCCUGCUCGCCAAAGCUCCCCCUGAAGAAAACAUCAUCGACGUUGUGGGCGAUGACUCAUUCGAACCUGUCAUUGAGACAAGAUCAAAUCUUUCAAUGCGCAGAGAAAUACAUUUGAAGUAUUGCCAGAAUAGAAACUCUCAAGUGAAGCUAUUGCAAAAGAUUAUCUACAGAGACAAAGAAGACGGUUCGACUUUUGAGAUAACGUUUCCAUUUCUGGAUGGUGUUGAAGCAUGCGCUGAUUUGAAAUGUGGUAUUUGUGUGCCAAACUAUAAUCAGUCGCCAGCUUACAUGGAUCAACUGGCUGCCGAACAUGAUGAUCAGAAACCAGUUGCUGUGCUUGAUAUUCAUCCAAAUUUUGACGAGAUGAUGCAUAUGGAAAGUGAUGAAAAAAUGGAUGAGACUUAUAUCACAACGAUGAGAGAAUUAACGGCACAGAAAGCAUAUAUAUGCCCUGUUUGCUCAAAAGUUUUGAAGAGCAAAUACUCCUACAAAGCCCAUGUUUUGAAACAACAUGAGAACAAAGAUGCGCCAUACCAUUUUACGUUUACAGAACAAAAAAGAGGCCGUCCAGCCAACAAGUCUCAAGACCACGAAGCGCUGACUAAAACGACAAAGAGAAAAUACACGAAAAGUGUUAGAAACGAUGAGGAGCCAACGCUUUAUCCUAGAAAGUACUCCAUCGUUCAGCCAGAGGCAAUGUUCCCAAUAUCGAUUGGAACGAAAUACCGAACUGCGAGAAAUGUCAAUGGA
This is a messenger RNA of Mesorhabditis belari, 927 nucleotides long. NCBI's taxonomy places the organism in Eukaryota, Metazoa, Nematoda, Chromadorea, Rhabditida, Rhabditidae. The record is from the annotation of a GenBank genome assembly.